AUGCCUUCACCAUUAUUCAAUAAGGGAGCCCGUCACCCAGAGGCUCUCCACACCCGCAAGCCCUCCCUCACCAACUCAGUCUCCAGCAGCGACUCCUCAUCAACACAAUCAACCCGCUCAACAGCAACCAUGCGCCACACAAGAGUCCUCGACUUUGACCCUCUCUCACUACACCCGACCUUCCACGCACCACCAAGACUCUAUGAGCGGCCCUUUAUCCACAACUCCCAGUCCAUCGAGGACGAGGUUAUCAACUCGUACUUCUCCAGCCAAGAGGCUGCCGCUGCCGCCGAAGACAAGGCAAAGGCUUCCUUCGCCGCCGCCAUGCCCGAUAUGCCCGCACCGCCCGUCGACUCGCCGCGGACGCCGAUCCAGCAGCAGGAGAGAUCCCGGGAACACGCCGCCGAGGGCGACGACUACUUCCUCUUCAAGGUCCAGCAGCACAUCGCCUCAACGAGACCGCAGCUGCCGCGCUCCCACUGGUCCGAGUCCACUAUUAACACCUUGGCAUCUCAGCAUGACGAUGACGACGAGGAGGAGGACUCCUCCGAGGACGGCAGCUUCGUCGACGAGGAGAGGCCUGUGAGGGAAUCGCAAUGGCAGAACUUUUCCAUCAAGCGCGGCUCGCCUGCGACUGUACGACGACCGGCAAUGAAGUCCCUCGAUAGCGUCGAGGACUUUAUCAAACGCGGCGGCUGGAAGAGGCGCGGCAUUGUCUUUGAGCAAGAAAGCGCCCGAACUUCCAAUACGUUGUUCUAA
Messenger RNA from Colletotrichum tamarilloi, 759 nucleotides. RefSeq lists its product as uncharacterized. Bases 1 to 759 code for a protein of 252 amino acids. NCBI's taxonomy places the organism in Eukaryota, Fungi, Ascomycota, Sordariomycetes, Glomerellales, Glomerellaceae. The transcript has a single exon. The record is from RefSeq and is a predicted model, not a curated record.